UCGUCGGCCGCCGGCGUCCGGCUGCCACUAGUCGAGGAGCGGAAGCCGCUUUACUGAAGCGGGCUUGGGUGCUCCAGAGCCCGGCUGGCUGCUGAACCGCAGCUUCCGGCAGCCGCGGCAACGGCUAGGCGCGGGGCGCGGGCGCCCCGAGGACCCCGUAACCGGGCGGGCGCCCCGAACGGGCAACCCCGCCGAGGGAGGUGGCUGUGGCGGUCGCGCUCGGGCGCCCCGUGCGCCGCGCUCCAUGCCCGUGUGGUGUUGCCGCUGCUCCCUGGCCGGUCAUUUCAGGUUAUAUAUAUGGAAGCAACAGUGUUUGAGAUAGGGAUGUCAGGAGGAGACUGGCCAUGAUGUCUGCAUCUCCUGAAAAAGAACUGUGGCCUUUACAACCACCAUAAUAUUAAUGAGGCCUGGAUACCUGAAAGGACUAAUCAGAAGCAUCCAAAGGAAGCUGGGGAACCUGUCCUGGGCACACACUUUGGAGAAAUAUCACGGACAGGCCCAAAAACUAUAGUGACCCUGAAACUGAAGGAGAGAUUUUUAAUUCCUUAGUGCAAUAUUUUGGUGAUAAUUGGGGGCGAAAAGUUAAAGCUAUGCCAUUAGUUGAAGAAACUUCUUUACUUGAAGAUUCAUCAGUGACUUUGCCUGUGGUAGUAAUAGGAAAUGGACCCUCAGGAAUCUGCCUUUCUUAUAUGCUGUCAGGCUACAGACCAUAUUUAUCAUCAGAAGCAAUACAUCCAAACACAAUCUUACAUAGCAAAUUAGAAGAAGCGAGACAUCUUUCCAUUGUUGAUCAGGACUUAGAGUAUUUGUCUGAGGGCCUUGAGGGUCGAUCAUCCAAUCCUGUUGCAGUACUUUUCGACGCACUUCUUCAUCCAGAUGCUGACUUUGGGUAUGAUUAUCCAUCCAUUUUGCAUUGGAAAUUAGAACAGCAUCAUUAUAUCCCUCACUUAGUUCUUGGUAAAGGUCCACCUGGUGGAGCUUGGCAUAAUAUGGAAGGCUCGAUGUUGACAAUCAGCUUUGGAAAUUGGAUGGAGCUACCUGGACUUAAAUUUAAAGAUUGGGUAUCUAGCAAACGAAGGAACCUAAAAGGGGAUCGAGUUAUGCCAGAGGAAAUAGCUCGCUACUAUAAACAUUAUGUAAAAGUCAUGGGUCUUCAGAAGAAUUUCAGAGAGAAUACUUACAUUACCUCUGUAUCAAGACUCUAUAGAGAUCAAGUUGAUAAUGAUGGUCAAGACAGAGAUAUUUCAACACAGCAUUUACAGAUAGAGAAGUCAAAAUUUACCAAGAGAAACUGGGAAAUCAGGGGUUAUCAGCGAAUAGGAGAUGGUUCCCAUAUUCCUUUCUGUCUCUUUGCUGAAAAUGUAGCUCUGGCAACUGGAACAUUGGAUUCUCCUGGUCGUUUGGAAAUUGAUGGGGAAGAUUUUCCUUUUGUGUUUCAUUCAAUGCCUGAAUUUGGAGCCGCUAUAAGCAAAGGAAAGUUGUGUGGCAAAGUGGAUCCAGUGUUAAUUGUAGGUUCUGGGCUUACCGCAGCUGAUGCAGUACUGUGUGCUUACAACAAUAAUGUCCCUGUGAUUCAUGUAUUUCGCAGACGAGUAACUGAUCCAAGCUUAAUUUUCAAACAGCUUCCCAAAAAGCUUUAUCCAGAAUACCAUAAAGUCUAUCAUAUGAUGUGUACUCAGUCAUAUUCUUUAGACUCAAAUCUUUUAUCUGAUUAUACCAGUUUUCCUGAGCACCAUGUGCUUUCCUUUAAGUCGGACAUGAAAUGCAUUCUUCAAAAUAUCUCUGGAUUGAAGAAAAUAUUUAAGCUCUCUGCAGCAGUAGUGUUGAUAGGUUCUCAUCCCAAUCUGUCCUUUCUGAAGGAGCAAGGGUGUUACCUGGGCCACAACUCAAGCCAGCCAAUCACAUGUAAGGGUAAUCCUGUGGAAAUAGACGCAUAUACAUAUGAGUGUGUUAAAGAAGCCAACCUUUUUGCAUUGGGUCCUUUGGUUGGAGACAAUUUUGUUCGAUUUUUAAAGGGAGGGGCACUGGGUGUUACACGCUGUUUAGCUACAAGACAGAAGAAAAAAAAGCAGCAUUUAUUUGUUGAAAGAGGAGGAGGAGAUGGGAUAGCUUAGAGCAGGUUUACAAGUAAUUUAUAUGAACACUUUACCAUUAAAGAUUUUUAAUAGUGGUUUUACAGUGUACUGGCUUGAAUUUUCUGAACUUGAAUUAACUGGAAGAGCCUCAAGCUAUAGUAACUAUUUUUUAAAGUUACCAGAAUUUGGUGUCCUGAUUACAUUAUAAUGUAUCAAAGGUGUCAAUUGUCAGACAAAUAGAAACACUGCCAAUUUUGUGUACUUUAAGUUCUCACUUAACUAAAACAUUCUUUUCUUCCAAGACUUAUUUUUUGUGAUCAUUGUUGGUUAUUUAUGUUUGAUUACAAAAUAUAACAGCAUUGAAUCUAUAAAACCACAGUCAUUAGGCCAGAGGUUUCCUUCACUUUAUAUGUUGGGUCACCUUGCUGCUCAAAGGGUGGGUGGUUCAAAGAUAGCAUCAGCUUCAUUUGUGGCUUGUUAGAAAGGUAGACUCUCAGGACCCACAACAGACUUACUGAAUCAGAAAUUGCAUCUUAAUGAGAUCCUCAAGGAAUAUGUAUGCUUAUUAAAGCUUGAGACACACUGGUUUAAAAGAAAAUGGGAUGUAAAGGUAUAGAUGCUGAGGGUGGGUGGAAAAAGAGGGCAUAUACUACUCAGGUUUUAUUUAUUUUGAAAUCAUCAAUUGUAUAAAUCUAAUUUAUUAACAAAUAUGAUGGGCUUUUAAAAUUUUUUAUUGUUGAAACCUUGACAGGUAAUUCAUAGUUUCAGCUUCUAAUUUAAACAGUCCAAUAAUGUUGGCAUAUACUGAGACAUCCAGGGACCUGCUGAGAUAUUUUUUAGAGAUAUAUUCUCUAGUUAACUAGCAUAAUACUUAAACUAAUUUGCAGUUCAAUAAAUUUCGAAUGGAACUAUUUAUUCUUUUGUGAACACUGAGUUAAUUUGUCACUGAAACUUAAGAUAUUUGGGCAUAAGUACUUAUAAUAUUGCAAUACUUUUUGAGUAUUACCAGAAUUAUUAAACGUUAAAAUUGAAAAAGUUAAAACCUGUCUUUUCUAUUCUCAAGAUGAUUACUUUGAAAUUUGUUCAUUGGAGAUGACAUAGCAUUUAAUCCUUUGGUUAUUUAUUGAAUUAUAUGUUCUAUCUUGAUUUAUAUUUAGGUGUGCUUAAUGUCUU
Molecule: messenger RNA, 3248 nt
Organism: Balaenoptera musculus (blue whale)
Lineage: Eukaryota; Metazoa; Chordata; Mammalia; Artiodactyla; Balaenopteridae
Gene: OSGIN2
Product: oxidative stress induced growth inhibitor family member 2
Exons: 7
Coding region: 591-2114 (507 amino acids)
Source: RefSeq, a predicted model, not a curated record